This is a messenger RNA of Cryptotermes secundus, 7550 nucleotides long. RefSeq lists its product as uncharacterized. Lineage: Eukaryota; Metazoa; Arthropoda; Insecta; Blattodea; Kalotermitidae. Bases 67 to 6990 code for a protein of 2307 amino acids. The record is from RefSeq and is a predicted model, not a curated record. The transcript is spliced from 9 exons.
AUGAUAGUUUUCGUGCUGGACUGUUCGUAUUUAAAUUAUAGUUUUCAGUUAACUUAAUUACUCAGGAUGAGUAAAAAUAGGACACAUACUCGCAGUAUGGUUCUUUCCACUCAGUUAUCUCAAGAAAGUGAAGGCAGCAAGACAUGUAGGCAGACAUCCUCGAUUUUGAAGCUGCCAAAAGACACCAAACAUCGUGAACCAUUGCAAGAGUUGGAUUUCAGAUCAAACAUUGAUGAAGAUGGAACAUCAACUACCAGCUCAAUGACAAAGAGAGUCAGUUUUCAUAAAGCUGUGCAAACUAAAGAGUUCCAUGUAGAGGAGGCUGUGACAGUGUGGGGAUCAACUUAUGAGGAAACUUUCAAAGGUUCUGAUUCAUCUCAUCAUUCUGACAACAGCAGUUGUCCAUCGUCCAGUAAAGUUCCUGGUUUUAAUCACCCACUAUGCAGCAACAUAAAUUCACAGUUCCUUGUGGAGUCACAUGCAGUGAAAGGAAGGGAAGGAAUGAAGCAGCAUGGGAAUGUUCUUUGUUUUCAUGCAGUAAACAGUGAUACAGUUGACAGUGAUGAUGAGCAGUGCUUCUCUCCGAAUGAGAUGCAUGUCUGGAAUCAGUCAAAUGAUAUGGACUUCACAGAACCGCUUGAUGUUAAUUUUCCAAAUUUUAAUCAUACAGACUUGUUAGCUAAUAAUGAAAUUGAUCUGACAGAACCUCUGGCAUGCCACAUUGAUUUUGAUCAAAAGUGGCAUUCUCAGUUGUCUCCAGAUUUUCCUCGUGAACUGAAAACAACAGGAGAAAUAGAUAUGACGUUGACAGAAACUUUACCUGAUGUAUGUUUUGGAUUCAAAGACCAUGUAAAAUCACAAGAAAUGUCAAAGAAGAGCUCCAAAACCUUUGUUAAGAAAGUGAAUAUAGACACUGCAGAACCAGAGAUUUUAAUGAAAGUGUCAAGCAAAGGUCAAGUGAAGGAUUCAGAAGCAAACAGUGAUUAUUUAAUUGACAGAAAGACACAUACAGGAAUACUCACUCAAAUAAAUAACAGCAACAUUAGUUUCACUGAAGUGGUUUCAUGUAACAAAAAUAAAUAUGAACCGAAUAACACUGAUAAAGUCUUUCAGUUGCCACCACAUUGUGACACUAAUGUAGAUCGGCAUGAAAGUUCUGUAAUUAAUCAAAGCAUGGAUUUAACUGAAACUUUAGUAGAAAUGAAAUCUCUUAAUAGUAUGGAAAUGUUCAAACGAUCUGUGCAAUGUGACAGAGGAUAUGACAGACUACAACCAACUGGCAGGACAUGUAUUCAUGCCAAUGAUUUUGGUACCCCAAAUCCCCAGGGCUUCACAAAAAUAAUGGAUUCCAUUGAAAAGAAAAUGGUAAAUAUUUCUAGCUUGUCAGCAGAGAGCUCAGGAAAUACAGAAAGCAUGUGUUCAAACAGUGAGUGCUUGCACGAAGGCAGUAAAGUAAAUGUUCAAAACACAGGGUCCACUAAACCUGUUAGGAAUAUUGUCUGUUCUGCAUUUACCAGCAAAACAUAUAUGCACGAUAUUACUGAAAAUGUUCAGAAUUUUGGAUUAAUAAAUUCUGAUGGAGAAACAUAUAUGAAUAAAAUUGUAGAUAGUCCAACUAGAUGUACAGAGGUCAGUGACGUGGAAUUCAUAGAUGAAUUGAAACAGAAAGAGUUUGACAGUGCAAAAACUUCCAGUCAAAUUACAGAUGUUGGUGACAUGGAACUAACAUGCAAUAUAAACCACAAGAAUAUCCAUAUACCAUUUAGAAAUUCUGCACAUAACAGUUAUAUGCAAAUAAGAAAGAAUCAUAUAUCAGAUCCAAUACAGGUAUCCAAUACUGCUGCUGUUGUCGAUGAAAUGGAAUUCACAAGCAUAAUAAAAUUGGAAGAAACAUGUAAUUCAGGAAAUGUGAACAGGUCUGUCAGUGACAUGGAACUAAGAAAUGAAAUUAGACAGAACCAAAUCUCCAAUCCAUUAGCAGCAUCCAGUCAUAAUCAUAAAGUUGCUGAUAUGGAACUAACCAGUGCAAAAAAAUGGGAAGACACAUGUAAUUCAGGAGAUAUCCACAGGUUUGUCAAUGGCAUGGAACUGACAAACAAAACAAGACAGAAGCAGACAUCCAAUCCAAUAGCAGUGUCCAGCCAUAUUGGUAAUAUCACUGAUAUGGAAUUAACGAGUGGAAUAAAUUUGAAAGAAACGGUCCAUCCAGGAGAUGUGAACAGGUUUGUCAGUGACAUGGCACUAACAAACCAAACAAGACAGAAGCAGACAUCCAAUCCAAUAGCAGUGUCCAGCCAUAUUGGUAAUAUCACUGAUAUGGAAUUAACAAGUGGAAUAAAUUUGAAAGAAAUAUGUAAUCCAGGAGAGGUGAACAGGUUUGUCAAUGACAUGGAACUGACAAACAAAACAAGACAGAAGCAGACAUCCAAUCCAAUAGCAGUGUCCAGCCAUAUUGGUAAUAUCACUGAUAUGGAAUUACCAAGUGGAAUAAAUUUGAAAGAAACAGUCCAUCCAGGAGACGUGAACAGGUUUGCCAGUGACAUGACACUAACAAACAAAACAAGACAGAAGCAGACAUCCAAUCCAAUAGCAGUGUCCAGCCAUAUUGGUAAUAUCACUGAUAUGGAAUUACCAAGUGGAAUAAAUUUGAAAGAAACAGUCCAUCCAGGAGACGUGAACAGGUUUGCCAGUGACAUGACACUAACAAACAAAACAAGACAGAAGCAGACAUCCAAUCCAAUAGCAGUGUCCAGCCAUAUUGGUAAUAUCACUGAUAUGGAAUUACCAAGUGGAAUAAAUUUGAAAGAAACAGUCCAUCCAGGAGACGUGAACAGGUUUGCCAGUGACAUGACACUAACAAACAAAACAAGACAGAAGCAGACAUCCAAUCCAAUAGCAGUGUCCAGCCAUAUUGGUAAUAUCACUGAUAUGGAAUUACCAAGUGGAAUAAAUUUGAAAGAAACAGUCCAUCCAGGAGACGUGAACAGGUUUGCCAGUGACAUGACACUAACAAACAAAACAAGACAGAAGCAGACAUCCAAUCCAAUAGCAGUGUCCAGCCAUAUUGGUAAUAUCACUGAUAUGGAAUUACCAAGUGGAAUAAAUUUGAAAGAAACAGUCCAUCCAGGAGACGUGAACAGGUUUGCCAGUGACAUGACACUAACAAACAAAACAAGACAGAAGCAGACAUCCAAUCCAAUAGCAGUGUCCAGCCAUAUUGGUAAUAUCACUGAUAUGGAAUUACCAAGUGGAAUAAAUUUGAAAGAAACAGUCCAUCCAGGAGACGUGAACAGGUUUGCCAGUGACAUGACACUAACAAACAAAACAAGACAGAAGCAGACAUCCAAUCCAAUAGCAGUGUCCAGCCAUAUUGGUAAUAUCACUGAUAUGGAAUUACCAAGUGGAAUAAAUUUGAAAGAAACAGUCCAUCCAGGAGACGUGAACAGGUUUGCCAGUGACAUGACACUAACAAACAAAACAAGACAGAAGCAGACAUCCAAUCCAAUAGCAGUGUCCAGCCAUAUUGGUAAUAUCACUGAUAUGGAAUUACCAAGUGGAAUAAAUUUGAAAGAAACAGUCCAUCCAGGAGACGUGAACAGGUUUGCCAGUGACAUGACACUAACAAACAAAACAAGACAGAAGCAGACAUCCAAUCCAAUAGCAGUGUCCAGCCAUAUUGGUAAUAUCACUGAUAUGGAAUUACCAAGUGGAAUAAAUUUGAAAGAAACAGUCCAUCCAGGAGACGUGAACAGGUUUGCCAGUGACAUGACACUAACAAACAAAACAAGACAGAAGCAGACAUCCAAUCCAAUAGCAGUGUCCAGCCAUAUUGGUAAUAUCACUGAUAUGGAAUUACCAAGUGGAAUAAAUUUGAAAGAAACAGUCCAUCCAGGAGACGUGAACAGGUUUGCCAGUGACAUGACACUAACAAACAAAACAAGACAGAAGCAGACAUCCAAUCCAAUAGCAGUGUCCAGCCAUAUUGGUAAUAUCACUGAUAUGGAAUUAACAAGUGGAAUAAAUUUGAAAGCAGCAUGUCAUUCAGGAGACAUGACACUAACAAACAAAACAAGACUGAAGCAGACAUCCAAUCCAGUAGCAGUGUUCAGCCAUAUUAGUGAUGUCACUAGUAUGGAAUUAAUAAGUGGAAUAAACUGGAAAGAAACAUGUACACCAGAAGAUGUUAAUAGGCAUGUAAAUGACAUGGAACUAACAAACGACACUGGGCAGAAUCAGGUCUCCCAUCCAGUAGCAGUAGCCAGUCAUAUUGGUGUCACUGAUGUAGAAUUAACAAAUGAAAUAAAGUGGAAAGAAAUCUGUAAUACAGCUGAUGUGAACAGGCAUAUCAUUGACAUGGAACUAAUAAAUGAAAGCAGGCAGGAGCGAACCUCCAGGCCAGCAGUGGUGUUCAGUCAGGGCGGUAAUGUCACUGAUAUGGAACUGACCAGUGGAAUAGUACUGAAAGAAAUAUGUAACACAGAUGUUAACAGAUAUCUCAAUGACAUGAAACUAACAAGUGUAAGGAGAGAGGAGCAAAUGUCUGCUAAAUCUACAAAUGUGAGCAACUUGGAAUUAAGAAAUGAAGUAAGACAGAAGAUCUUUAACCGGUCAAGAGUAACUGAUCUAUCUAAAGAUGCCAUUGGCAUGGAAUUAAGUGAAGUAAAUCAAAAAGCAAUCUGUAAUCAGUCACUUAUGAUCAGUGAAUGUGACAGCCAUGCAAAGGCAGAAAAUAUUGAUGACACACAAACAUGGAAGGAAAAGCCCAGAGUACCAUUUAAUCACACCUCAAAUAAAGACUGUAUAAAUUCAUCAGAAGAGGAACAAAUGGGUGAUACAGCAGAUGUGUCUCAUUUGCUGAAGUCUUGUAACAUGAAUCCAGUUUAUAAUGUUAAAGCACUAUAUAGUAAUGAUUUGGAGAAAGUCACGCAGCAUUGUGAACCUGCAGCAUGUAUCAGUGUAAGUGGAGACAGGGCAAGUCAGUCAGAUUAUGUAGAAGCUGAAACUUCUCUAAAACAAGCCAGUUCCUCUAAACAAACUAUAGUACAGGUACUUGGAAGAACUGAAAAGUGUAAAGCAAAGGACAAUUCAGUUACUUUAUUUAAGCAGACUGAUAGUACAUAUUACUUCCCACCUUCUAAAGUAACACAUCCAAAUACUGAUGGAAGAUGUAGUGAACAGACAGGAUCUGUGCUUGAUGUGAAAAGAGAAAAUGCAUCAGAAAAUUGCAGCAGUAUGGAGCUUAAUGUUGAGACUUCAGUUCCAGCUGUUAGUUUAAACUUGAAUAUUCCUCUGAAUGUUAAGGAAUUAGGGAAAAGAUCCCAAAAAUGUGAUAUGAAUGUAUCACAUUUGGGUCAGAAAUUGGUGAAUGAAAUUAUUCAAAAGACUGCUGAUGAAUCAAGUCUCUUACAUGACAGACAUGUCUCAGAGGAUUCAAAUACUUCAUCAGACAAGGUAUCCCAAGUUUCUCAUACAUCUAGAAUGGAUAAUGGAGUCAUUAAAGAAAACUUGAGUAUGCAACUAUUGAGGGAGGCAAAAACUUACACAGGUUGCACUACUGGAACAGCUAAGAAAUUAUCAGUAGAGUAUGACAUUGGAGGUAAUGCUGCAUCCCACAAUAACCAGCAGUAUGCAACAAAAGGAAUUCCAGAUAAAAUAUGCACACAAGAGAAUUCAACGGAAAAUAUGCAAAUGUUGAAGAGCAAUGCAAGGGAUUCAUUUAUAUUGGGGGAGGAAUUGGAUGAUAAACAAGGAUGGACAACUAACCAGCUUACCUUGAAUGAAUAUCUUGAACCUAGUGACCUACAUGUGAGAAUGAGAACACCACUGGAAAUACAAGGAAAUCAAAUUAUGGAACAAGUGAAUAGUGCAACACCAAUGAAGUCUAAAGAAUAUGGUGUGAUGAAAGGAAAUCUAGAUUGUUCACAACUUCAGAGUACAUUAGCAUCUAUGCCAGAUGAAAUGGAACUGAGUAUUAUCAAAGAUUUAUCACAUGAAAGUAAUGAAUCUUACAAUAAACUUGUUGAGAAUGUCAGAAUAGCAGAUGAGAUCAUCAGAGAAAAAACGUUUAUGACAGAUGAAUGUGAUCUGCUUGAUAAUAGCCAAUGUGCCCAGCAGAAUUCUGAAGAAGGAACAUCACUGUUACAAAAAUUGAGCAAUAUGGGAAACAUUAUAAACGAAUUGGUUACAAGGAAAGAGGAAAGUACUAAACAUUUGGAGUUAAAAACAGUCACAGGACAAGAAAAAUGUAAUCUGGAUGAGAAAUUUAAGCCUUCUAUCAAACAAACGGAUGAACAGAUGAAACCAAGGAAACUAAGGAUAAAUCAAAGUGAAGAUGUGACCAUAUCUUCUUUGGAAGAACAGAUUAAGGCGGAAGAACUAAGGUCUGGUCAUGUAUGGAGCAUUAAAGACAUAAGUAAUGCCCUUUGGUCCUUUCAAUUCUUAUACAAAUCACUGACGCUUAUUCUGAAACUGAAUCCGUGUGAGAUGAAGGAUAGUGGUAAAGUUGUAACGGAUAUCCAGCUGAUUUCACAUGCUACUGAGAAGGCUGAUCCCCUUGUUAUAUUUGUUCAUCACGUUCUUCUGCGCAAGUUUCAAACUCAAGCAUUGGAAUCAAUGUGCAGGACCACUCUGGAUGUUGUUAAAGUCUUGGAAACAAUCUCUGCAGAAGUUAAGAAACUCAAAAUAUUCGUGAAAGACAUUAUUGAAUUGGAAACAUUGGACAUGCUACGGAUAGAGAACACAUGUGUAUCAUUUGAGGUAGCAGACUUGAACAUUCAUGCAUGGUUUCGUAUAAAUGUUAACAUAGACAUGUGGGAAGAUAUUUCACCUGCUGAUGUGUCUGCUGAAAAUCUGUUUGGUUCUGUAAGGGAACAUGAAAUCAAACAUCUAGUUACCGCUGCAACAAGAGGGCCAAACUGUCUUAGAGAUUAUAUCAGGAUCAUUAAAGAAUAUGUCAAGGUACUUGGUAAAAAGCAAUUAUUUGUAAAAUAGCUUCCAUACUCAGAUUCAAAUUUGGGAAGUACCACAAAAACUAUUUAUUUUAGAUUAUAUUUAAGACACACAUCUCUACACCAUAAGAUAUUAUAGUUAAAUUAUAGCCAGAUAUAGUGGAAGUCCCAUUCAAUGUUCAAUUCAAAUUAUCAAGUCAAUAACCUUCAUAGCGUGCAUCCUGUUGUGUCAUGCGAAAGAUAUAUAAUCGGAUAGUCUACACAACAACAAUUCUGAAAAAGACAAAAUAGAUACUAUUGUAUCAAAAUAUGAUUUGUUAGCUGUUGGUGGUAAUGCUACAUGUUUCAACCAUUUUCUUGGGUCAUCUUCAGGUGUACAAGAAUACUGGUACUACGUCUUGAAUUACGUCAUCAUUCAAUAUGGAUCCAGAUUGUCCUCAUAAGAGUUUUUAUACUAACAAAUACACUUUAAUUUAAAUGUAGUUCAAAUAUAGUUUAAAACUUGACAUGAAAAGAAUAAUAGAAUUUAAUACAGAUAAUGAUGUUUAUAAUUUAUAUUACAAGUAUUUUUAACACAUUGCGGACUGGUUGUUUAAAUAUUUA